AUGUCGUAUUCCUCUAGUAAGGAUAACGAACGAGGCUACGAGUCCACGAGGGGCUCUCGUAGCAGAUACGCCGAUUAUGACCUGGGAGAUGAUGAGGAACACGACCUCAAGCGAUAUCGAUAUGAUCGCGGGCGAGAAGGCGAUCGAACCGAUGAUCACAGUUCCCGUGAACGAGAAUCGUACAAGAGGUCUUCCGAUUCAUACCACCUAACAAGAACCACCAAGGCCACACAGCAAAAGUACUCCGGUACAGAAAUUUAUCCACGAAAGGAUGCUAACGACAAGACACACCGUAAGGCUCAGGCUGUGCGGUCAAACACCAGGAUUGAUGAAAAUGAUGAGAGAUACAAUGCCGACCAUGUCAAGCGCGAGAAGUUCUCCUGGGAGAACAGGGAUAAUUUUGACGGGGCUCGCAAGCAGGGAAUUGAGGCGAGUGACUGGGCCUACCCUCAGAAUGAUUACAAGCAUAGUAGGUCUGGAGAUUUCAAGCGUCGCCCGUCUCUUGACCGUGAUGUUAUCAACAAGUGGAACACUGAGCGCUGA
Messenger RNA from Exophiala bonariae, 543 nucleotides. RefSeq lists its product as uncharacterized. NCBI's taxonomy places the organism in Eukaryota, Fungi, Ascomycota, Eurotiomycetes, Chaetothyriales, Herpotrichiellaceae. Bases 1 to 543 code for a protein of 180 amino acids. The record is from RefSeq and is a predicted model, not a curated record. The transcript has a single exon.